Camellia sinensis is the source of this 478-nucleotide messenger RNA. The record is from RefSeq and is a predicted model, not a curated record. Lineage: Eukaryota; Viridiplantae; Streptophyta; Magnoliopsida; Ericales; Theaceae.
AUGCUCAGGUUUGUGAGACUUUGUUCCAUGGCUCCUCUGUUUCUGCUUCUUGGUCUUCUUCUUCUAGCUUUGGCUGGUCAUGACUAUGGACAAGCUCUCACUAAAAGCAUUCUCUUCUUCGAAGCUCAGAGAUUUGGUUACCUUCAAAGGCUAGAGGACAUGACCACUUCAAGGCAAGUUUACAAGAUCGACCCGAACAACCCCGGGUCGGACCUCGCCGGCGAGACGACCGCCGCUAUGGCAGCCGCCUCUGUUGUCUUCCGCCACCACAACCCCUCCUAUGCCAAUGAGCUCCUGACCCACGCUGCUCCAAGACCCAUCAGCUUCUCGAUCCCUCCACCGUGCACGGCGUCACCAAGUUUUUCGAUCUCUCUCCGGUGGAGUUCCGCCGCCAUUAUCUCGGCCUCAAGCAGCGCCACGAUCCACAUGAACCUUGAUCUUUAACGCCAGUGACGGUGCCGUAAUCGGGCCAGUUGAA